AUGACUUCUGGUGAACAAAACAUGCUCACACAACUGGAAAAUAUGAUAUGGCAUUCCUUGGACAACCAUUUGUAUAAAAAUGCAGUUUUUCUUGCAGGAAGAUUACACGCGCAAGAUCACAGCAACGAGAAUUCGCGUUUCCUACUGGCAACAUGCCUUUAUCGUAACGGACAAAGGAAAGCCGCAUAUAUGUUAUUAAAGGAAGCUCAGACGUUAAAAUGUAGAUAUCUAUUUGCAAAAUGCUGCUUAGAACUUGAUAAAGCAGAAGAAGGCAAAGAAAAGCUCGUGUCGAUCUUGCCAGAGGUUGAGGAAAUGGAUCCCUUUGGCAAGAAUAAUCAACCCGACGCGUCCGCAGUUUUCUGCCUGCUAGUAAUCAUGAAUUCUACGGCUGUAAUUGACAACCGAGAUAAGAAACGCUCUCGCAUCUCUAACGAUGAAAAAAAUUUAAUUGGACCAGAGGACGAAAAGAAACGAUCUAGGUUAACCAGAGAUGGAAAAUUGGUCACAAAUGUGGAGAAUGAAGUUACUGAAGCCUUGCAAAAAACUACAUUGGACCCCCAGACCGGAUUAGAAAGUGUUGGAACGAUUGAUAGAAUGGAAGAUAUUCAAUGUAAAAAUGAAAUAUUAGAUGUGUUAAGGCAAUUAGCUAAAGGUUAUGGAUAUUUAAGUCAAUACGAAUGUGCCAAAGCCGUUAAAGCUUUUACGGAACUUCCUACCUCGCAUAGAAAUACAGCAUGGGCCGAAAAACAUUUUAUAAGAGCGCGACAACUGGAACCUUAUCGCCUCGAAGAUAUGGAAUUAUACUCAACAACAUUAUGGCAUUUGCGCAAGGAUCCAGCUCUUAGUGCUCUCGCGCAUGAGCUUGUUGAGUUCGAACGCAGAUCACCUCAAGCUUGGUGUGCGGUCGGAAAUUGCUUCAGUCGGCAGCAGGAACAUGAUUUGGCAUUGAAGUGCUUUCAACGAGCAAUACAGCUUGAUCCCUCGUUUACCUAUGCUCACACCUUAUCUGGUCAUGAAUGUAUGGCGAAUGCGAAUUACAAGGAUGCACAAAAACACUUUAGAAAUGCCUUAAGCACGAACAGGCGCCAUUACAAUGCUCUGUACGGUCUGGCGAAUUAUUUCAUCACGUGCGGUAAAAUACAAGAGGCAGAGAAACAUUAUAAAUUGGCCAUGGAUAUUAACCCGAAUCACGCUGUCCUUAUGUGUUGCUUGGGGAAGGUGCUAGAAAAGAUGGGUGACCCUGAAAAGGCUCGUGUCCUUUAUGAUCAAGCAUGUCAAGCAGCCCUCGCAGAAUUGGAAAAACUUAAAAAGAUAGUUCCCACUGAAGCCAAGAUUUAUUUUCUUGUGGCAAAGAUUUAUAAGGCGAUGGGUGAUCGAACAGAAGCUACUCAAAAUUUCACAUUAGCUUUGCAUUAUGAUCCCAAGAUGAUGCAUGUUGUUAAAACUGCCAUGGAAAGACUUGAUUCCGAUCCAGAGAUAACGAUGACUUCCAUGAUAUCAGAUGCGAUUAAUUAUGGGAGUCAAGGGGACGAAGAGGAUACGCAUGAACAGGAGCAAGUGAGUCAGGUGCAUGCUCAAAACGACAGGGAAGAAGA
Molecule: messenger RNA, 1595 nt
Organism: Acaulospora colombiana
Lineage: Eukaryota; Fungi; Glomeromycota; Glomeromycetes; Diversisporales; Acaulosporaceae
Source: the annotation of a GenBank genome assembly